Messenger RNA from Anisakis simplex (herring worm), 540 nucleotides. The record is from the annotation of a GenBank genome assembly. NCBI's taxonomy places the organism in Eukaryota, Metazoa, Nematoda, Chromadorea, Rhabditida, Anisakidae.
AUGCUUUCGACUGAUAAAAAUCAAUUCAGAUAUGCCACGUGUGAAUGUGCCGAUUGCCGAAUGGUCGAAGAGCGUCGUCGUUUGAACAAUAUGCUCAGUCGACGACGCUUCGAGACNGAUCCGAAGUGUGCUCUGUGCUCGGCUCACGGUGAGAAACAACCAUUACGUGGUCACAAGAAGGCGCAAUGUCCUUUCCUGAAGUGUGGAUGUCAUUUGUGUGGAUUAGUUGAGAAUCGUCGAACUCUAAUGGCACGACAGAUCAAAUUGAGACGAGAUCAGCAAAAGCAGCGUAAAGCUCAAUUGCUCGUCAAUACAACCUCAGCAAAUUUUCAGUCACAAAUAUCACCGAUCAAUAUGAAUGAAGCGGCUAAAGAAGAUGUUGGUAUGACAACGUUGGUCUCACCGGAAAAAGAGAAGCUAUCCGAACCGUUACGUGUACCUCCGCUUAUGCCAGUACCGGUCAAACCGGACUGCACUGCACCUUUCACGCCGUUACUUUUGCAACAUUCGCCUGUCCUGGCUGCAUCUUCGUCAAUGUAA